Molecule: messenger RNA, 5341 nt
Organism: Pseudopipra pipra
Lineage: Eukaryota; Metazoa; Chordata; Aves; Passeriformes; Pipridae
Gene: CPSF6
Product: cleavage and polyadenylation specific factor 6
Exons: 11
Coding region: 94-1845 (583 amino acids)
Biological process (GO): mRNA alternative polyadenylation
Cellular component (GO): mRNA cleavage and polyadenylation specificity factor complex
Molecular function (GO): mRNA binding
Source: RefSeq, a predicted model, not a curated record
GCGGAAGUGACGCCCCGCUCUGCCUCCCGCUCCCUCCCCUCCCGGCGGCGGCUCGGGAGCCGGGCGCGGCAGGCGGCGGCCCCGGGCGGGACCAUGGCGGACGGCGUGGACCACAUCGACAUCUACGCCGAUGUGGGCGAGGAGUUCAACCAGGAGGCUGAAUAUGGUGGACAUGAUCAGAUUGAUUUAUAUGAUGAUGUAAUUUCUCCAUCUGCAAAUAAUGGAGAUGCCCCAGAGGAUCGUGAUUACAUGGAUUCUCUCCCACCAUCGGUUGGGGAUGAUGUAGGUAAAGGAGCUGCACCAAAUGUUGUCUACACAUAUACUGGAAAGAGAAUUGCCUUGUACAUUGGAAAUCUUACUUGGUGGACAACAGAUGAAGACUUAACUGAAGCAGUUCAUUCACUGGGGGUAAAUGAUAUUUUGGAGAUAAAAUUUUUUGAAAAUCGUGCUAAUGGCCAGUCUAAAGGGUUUGCCCUUGUGGGUGUGGGAUCAGAAGCAUCCUCCAAAAAGUUGAUGGAUUUGUUGCCUAAAAGAGAAUUGCAUGGGCAGAAUCCUGUUGUAACUCCGUGUAAUAAACAAUUCCUGAGUCAAUUUGAAAUGCAGUCAAGGAAAACCACACAGUCUGGCCAGAUGUCUGGGGAAGGUAAAGCUGGUCCCCCAGGAGGAAGCUCACGAGCAGCAUUUCCACCUAGUAAUAGAGGUCGAGGCCGUUUUCCAGGUGCCAUUCCAGGUGGAGACAGAUUCCCUGGACCAGCAGGGCCAGGAGGUCCACCACCACCUUUCCCAGCUGGACAAACUCCCCCACGUCCACCUUUAGGUCCUCCUGGCCCACCAGGCCCACCAGGCCCUCCGCCUCCUGGUCAGGUCCUCCCACCUCCGUUAGCUGGACCUCCUAAUCGUGGUGACCGUCCACCACCACCAGUUCUGUUUCCAGGACAGCCUUUUGGUCAGCCUCCACUUGGGCCACUUCCUCCAGGCCCUCCACCACCAGUUCCAGGCUAUGGGCCACCACCAGGUCCACCACCACCUCAGCAGGGUCCACCUCCACCUCCGGGUCCAUUUCCCCCUCGUCCACCUGGCCCUCUUGGGCCACCCCUGACUCUUGCUCCUCCUCCACAUCUCCCUGGGCCACCUCCAGGUGCUCCACCACCGGCACCACAUGUGAAUCCAGCUUUCUUCCCCCCACCUGCCAAUAGUGGCAUACCUACUUCAGACAGUCGUGGCCCACCUCCAACAGAUCCAUAUGGCCGACCUCCACCAUAUGACAGAGGUGACUAUGGGCCACCUGGAAGGCGUUUCACUGGAAAUAACAUGUCCAUAAGAGAAAAAUUACAUAUUCCAUUCUAUGGGAGGCACACGAAAAAUAAUACUCAAAACUCAGGGAGAGAAAUGGAUGCUGCAAGGACACCUCUAAGUGAAGCAGAAUUUGAAGAAAUCAUGAAUAGAAAUAGGGCGAUCUCAAGCAGUGCCAUUUCGAGAGCUGUAUCAGAUGCCAGUGCUGGAGACUAUGGAAGUGCUAUAGAGACCUUGGUAACUGCAAUUUCCUUAAUCAAACAGUCCAAAGUAUCUGCAGAUGAUCGCUGUAAAGUACUUAUUAGCUCUCUUCAGGACUGCCUUCAUGGAAUUGAGUCCAAGUCUUAUGGUUCUGGAUCCAGAAGACGUGAACGAUCCAGAGAGAGGGACCACAGUAGGUCACGAGAAAAAAGUAGGCGCCACAAAUCACGUAGUAGAGAUCGUCAUGAUGACUAUUACCGGGAAAGAAGCCGUGAAAGAGAGAGGCAUCGUGAUCGUGACAGAGAUCGUGACAGAGAACGAGACAGAGAGAGAGAAUAUCGUCACCGUUAAAGCUGAAGGAAGAGGAACAGCGUGCAAGACAAGAUACAUUCUUCAAGGAAAGAUGCUUGUCCAGCAGUUUGCUUCAUGUGAUUGAACUGAGCCUGUAAGGAUUCAUGGAUAAAAUGAACAGGAAUAGAUCUGAAUAAAGCAAAUCUGCAUACAUGGUAACCAGUAGCUCUUUUACUUUUUUAUGUUGCUUAACUGUUUUAUUUGAGGGAAACCUGUGUGAUUUAAACCUUUAGCUUUUGCAACUUUAUUACUGGUUAUAUACAUUUGGCAAUUAUAAUGUGCAAACAAUUGAAAAAAGUCAAGUAAAUGCUUGUUUUUAUAGUAGUUUGUUCAUGUUAAACUGUUCAUAUGAUAAUGUCUGUACACAGCACCACUGAUUACCGUAGAUGUAGUGUUGUAAUAAACUGUUUAAUGGGGCUGAUGUGUAAAGCUGUUCAAGUUAUUUGAUGUUUACACCUCAGGGAAAGUCUUGUGUUCAGCAAUAUUUAAAGAUAAUGUUACAAUGAAAACAUUGAUGCUGUCUUCAAAAACAUUGCAAUAGUUCUUGCAUAUGCCUCAACCUAAUCUUGCAUUCAGCAAGUUAAACGUACUAAUGUUGCGCUCUCACACUCAAUUUUGAUAUGAAAAUAAGUGGUUACAUAAAACCUUUAAUACUAUUUUGCUUUCUAGCAGUGUUUACCUAGGUGGCUUGUGAAUUUGCUAAUUGACACAUAAAACUGUAAAAACUGCAGCACUCUGUGGUUGAUUGUUUUGAGGAGAGAUGGUCCCAAGUCUGUGAUUUUUAGCACACUGAAAAUUUUAUCUUUCAUACAGCCUUGAUCCUGAUUGACACUAAAGUUGAUAUAAACUUAAACUGUUCAUGUGAACUUAAACUGCCCAUAAUAAGGGGUAGAAAGGUUAGGUUUAAAAAAACAAAACAAAACCCUGCAGUUGUUUACAGUUUUAUAGUAAUAGUGCUUGUGUGUGUUCCCUCUCUACCCCCAAGGCCGUAGCAGUCUGUACAUAGUUGUAUAUUAGAAAUGUGCCAGAAGAAACAAGAUGUUACCAUUUUUAUGACUUUAUGGGUUUGGUAUUUUCUUAAUACUUUGGGGUUUAUUCACACAUGCAUAUAAAAGAGAAGGUACACUUGUAUGUCCUUGUUCACCGAUGGGCAAUAUUUAAAUGUCUUAGCAAAAAAUGACGCAGAUUAAAUUUGUCAGAUGAGGUUUUGUAAAUUUACUUAAAAACAAAUUAAUGGAGCACGCAGUGAAAGCUGGCUUCAAAUUCAAGAAUUUGUUUUAAAUUUCAUCAAGUGUGAAAUGCAAGUGAAUAGCAAGUUCAUAUAAGCUGCAAAAGCUUAGUUUCUGGCAGCCUUGUGCAAAGGCUCACUUUUAGUCUAUUGUAAAUUGUUAUGUAAUGGACAUACUCUGGAGUUUUCACGUAUUCAAAUAGCCGCACUUAAUGUUUUAAGUUAAGUUUCAAGACCUCAGAUGGCUUUAAGAGGCAACCCUGAGAAAACUCUUGAUUUCUUUUUUUACCAAUUUUGAAGAUUUUACAGCCAACCUAAAACGUUACCCUGUUCAGGAAAGCACUUAAAUCCAUUUGAUUUUCCAGAGCAUAUCAAGCACGUGCUUACAUUCCAUAUAUUUCAAGGAAUGUAAAUAUAUGCUUUAAGUUAUCUUAUUUGCAUACAUGAGUGAUUUUUAUGCUUCAAGUUGGGACCAGUAGCUUGUGCAACUGCCCAAGUUUUGCAGAAGUUUGAAAUGCUCUGAUAUUUUUGGCACCUGCUACUCAACCAGGUUUCCUGCAGCCAGGUUGAUGCUGUUGGACUUGGCUACAGCUUCAGACUCUCCAUUUUUUUUUUCCUCCUUAAAUUGUGUACCUCAGUUCCUCAUGCAUGGGAUCACUGGUGUUUAUUGAACUAUUUGCUACUGAGAAGAUAUUUGACAUGUUUGUUUAAUCCUGUUUGAAAAUGAAAACUGCCUUUAAAAAUUUUGUAAAACUGAAAGCUGUGUCAAACAAGUCAUGAAUCACUUCCUGCUUUUUUUGUUAGUAGGUGUUAGUUACAAACAGUACUGUUGUAACUUUUUUUCUUUACUUAAAAACAUUGUUUACUACUGUGUGUAAUAAGUUUAAGGAAGAAAUAACCUGCCUGUAGCUGUUACAUGGGGAAUAGCUAAUACUGGAAAGGCAGCAGGUAAGUAAUGUUCCAUUGAGUAGAUAUAUUAAAUUUUAAAAUAAAAAAGUAACUUUACAAGCAUUUUAUGCAGGAAUUGAUAUUUUACUCCACAUUGAAAUAGUUUUAAGGAGACUGUUGCUCUUUUUACAUAGAGUGUAAUUUCUCACUCACAUACGGAUUUCCAUUGCUGGCAAUGGAAAUAGCAGGGAGGGAAUAGCAGGGGGUAAAUAACAUAAGUUAAACUGAAUAAUCAUUGUGACUUGAGAGAUGAGAUCCCUGUAUGAAGCCCAUUAUUUCUGCCUGUUCUCCAAAUACUUAAUUUUAACUGAUAAAUGUACUGUGUUGCAAUUUAGAUAAUAUUCUCUUGAGUGAGUGUCCUUUGUUAUAUUUUUCUUUUUAUAAAACAAAAAAGAAAUGUACAGAAAAAAAAUCCAAAGACCCUGAUAGACACCAAAAAGAAAUAUGCGUGAUGUUCAUCAUGUAUAACUGGAUCUGUAGUAGAAUUUUUACCAAGUUUUGGUUUAUUAAAUGUUCCUGGCAAUUUCCUGUACCUGCUCAGGAAAUGGCAGUUUAGAAAAUAAUUGACUGGUGAUGAUGCCCGUGAUGGCUACUGCUCUUGAUAUUCAUUCAGUUCUAAUCCAUCUCCUUUUGCUGAUGAAAAGAUGAAAUAGUCUGUGAGGAAAUACUUUAUUUCUUUCAAACGUUGAUUUUAUAAGUAACAUUGAAAAUAUUAUGUUAAGGCUGUGUCCUUUAUCUUGAAAGACAAAACCAACAAGUAGUGACUUAGGAGUGGUGGUGCUUUAGCAACAGUUGUUGUUUUAUUGGUGAUUUGUUUUUUAGACGUAGAGAGUGAUUUUUUUUUAAAGUAAAAUUUUUAUUGGACUAUAGGUUUUGACAGGUCAAAAGUACUUCAGAAGAAGAACAUAGCAUUUUGGAAACUGUACAGUCUUUUUUUCCUCAUUCCCUUUUUACUUUCUGUGCCAAUAACUUUUGUUCUGAUUACAUUUUGAAAAAUGUUUGUCAGAACUUCAAAUUUUUAUUUACAGUGUGGCUUAUAAGCUUGGAUAGCUGUUGUUUUUGUGUUAAACAAAAUAUUUUUAUUAAAUUUAGACAUUAGCUUUUUUUUUUUUUUUUGUGGACUGAGUAUGUUCUGGUUUUGUUCCUCUGAAAUUGGUGAGGCUUAGUUUUUCUAACUGUAUUUUUUUACCUGAUUGUUUAGUUGCAUACCCAAACCCUUGUACAUGUUUUCCUAGUUAUAUGUGGAUAAUUGGAGAUUUAAAUGUUGUAUAUACUUGUCAUCUGUGUUUCUAGUAAAAUACAUGGCAUUCUUUAUAGAAA